UUUUUGUUUACAUUUUUUUCAGGUUUGUUAUGGUUCCAAAAAUAACUAUCAACUAACGAUAAACAACAGACCUUAUAUAAUUGUACCAACACAGACAAUGCUAGGUCGAAUAACAUCUGCUGAUGAGUUGGAAGUAUGUGAAGAAGUAGGGAGAGGUGCAUUUGGAGUGGUGUAUCGUGGAGUGGUGAAAGAGACUAAUAAACAGGUUGCAAUCAAACAAAUUGAUCUUGAAAGUGAUCAAACUGAUUUAUUUGAAAUCAAUAAAGAGAUUCAAAUCAUUUCGGAAUGUCAAUUAUCUCAGAUAACUCAAUACUUGGGAUGUUUUGUGAAACGAUAUCAACUUUGGAUCAUAAUGGAGUUUGUGGAUGGAGGAUCAUUAUUUGAAAUGUUAAGACCUGGUCCUAUAAAAGACGAAACGGUGGUACUGAUUAUCAUUAAGGAAAUGUUAAUUGCAUUAGAUUAUCUUCAUAAUCAAGGGAAAAUCCAUCGAGAUUUAAAAUCCCAGAAUGUUUUAUUAAGUAAACAAGGAGAAAUCAAAUUAACUGAUUUUGGAGUGUCGGCUCAAUUAUCAUCCAGUUUCUCCAGGAGAAACACUACCGUGGGGACUCCAUAUUGGAUGGCGCCUGAAGUUAUAUUAAAUAAUAGUGGAGGUCAUAGUUUUAAGGCUGAUAUUUGGUCACUUGGUUGUUGUGCAUAUGAAGUAUAUAAUGGUAAACCUCCUUUACAAAAUAAAUUCCCUCCUAUGAAAGCAUUACAAAGAAUAUCAAGUUGUUAUAGAAAUAAUGAUUUUAUUGAUAUGAUUGGAUUAUCUGAAUUGGGAAUAUCAAGUUUGUUUAAUGAUUUCUUAACCAAAUGUUUCAUAGUUGAUCCUCGUGAUCGAUAUUCAGCUAGUAAAUUAUUAAAUCAUAAAUUCAUUACUCAAUAUGAUAAAUUGACGGAUAAAGCCAAGAAAGUUAAGAAAUUAAUCACUAAUAAACAAUUAAACGAUUUAGAAAACCAUGUGGUGAAAAAUCAUAACUUUUAUGUUCCUACUGAAAUCGUCAGGAAUCAACAGAAAUGGAAUGGACAAGAUGAAAAUGAUAAUAGGAUUGAAUUUGAUAUUAGUCUGAUUGAAUAUGAUCGUGAUUCAUUAUCAUCUCCGCCACUUGAGUCUCCAAGUUCGUCAAAAAAAUCAAUGACACCUGAAUCACCCAUCGAGAAGUCAACUAAACCGAAAGAUUCCGAUCCAAAGCAAGAUGUGUUGAUAAAGAUAUUAAAACCAGAAUUCAAUAAAGUAUUAAAUAAAUCAUUCCAUAAGUUAGAGACCAGAAAUAAUCUUUCCACCAAAGAAUAUGAUCAAAUCGUGAAUUUGAAUGAAGUUAUAUUAAAUUUAGUAUCGUUUAAUGCUAAUUACAAUGAUGAUAAUAAGAAGAUUUUAGUAUUUCAGUAUUUGAAGUAUAUGUUAAAGGAACUUGGUAAAGAAAGUGAACCAGAAAGUGCUAAACUGAUACUUCAAAAGUUGAUAUUACCAUCAUCAUUUUCCAAAGCAUCAUCAAUAAAUCAAAAAGAUGAACAUGGGGAAGCAUCUAGUAAUUACAAUUCUUUAAAGGUGAGUAAAUUUGAUGAGAUUGAAAAGAGUUUAUUUGAAGCUUGGGUUAAUAAGACAAGAGAGAAAUGGGCAUAGACAAUACAGCUCUUCUAUUUAUAGUUUAAUGAACAUUUAAUGAAGUUUA
Molecule: messenger RNA, 1712 nt
Organism: Scheffersomyces coipomensis
Lineage: Eukaryota; Fungi; Ascomycota; Pichiomycetes; Serinales; Debaryomycetaceae
Exons: 1
Coding region: 98-1663 (521 amino acids)
Biological process (GO): protein phosphorylation
Cellular component (GO): cytoplasm
Molecular function (GO): protein serine/threonine kinase activity; ATP binding
Source: RefSeq, a predicted model, not a curated record